Molecule: messenger RNA, 1229 nt
Organism: Theobroma cacao (cacao)
Lineage: Eukaryota; Viridiplantae; Streptophyta; Magnoliopsida; Malvales; Malvaceae
Gene: PAA2
Product: 20S proteasome subunit PAA2
Biological process (GO): ubiquitin-dependent protein catabolic process
Cellular component (GO): proteasome core complex; proteasome core complex, alpha-subunit complex
Source: RefSeq, a predicted model, not a curated record
CUCAGUUUUCUUCCUCCGCGAGUUAGCUCGUGGGAGUCAUAAAGCGCUUUGCAUCUGGUGUCUUGGAGAGAAAGCUCUCUCUUCUCUACAUCAAAUCUCUGCAUUCGAAACACCUAAAAAACUAAUUCCAAAAAACAAGAAAAAAUGAGCAGAGGAAGUGGAGGCGGCUACGAUCGCCACAUCACCAUCUUCUCUCCCGAAGGUCGUCUCUUCCAAGUCGAGUAUGCGUUUAAGGCAGUGAAAGCAGCUGGGAUUACAUCGAUUGGUGUUCGAGGAAAAGACUCCGUCUGCGUUGUUACACAGAAGAAAGUUCCCGACAAGCUUUUGGAUCAGACUAGUGUCACUCACCUUUUUCCUAUUACCAAGUUCCUUGGAUUGUUGGCUACUGGCAUGACAGCUGAUGCAAGGACCUUGGUCCAGCAAGCAAGGAAUGAAGCAGCCGAGUUUCGGUUCAGAUAUGGAUAUGAGUUGCCUGUGGAUGUUUUGGCCAAAUGGAUUGCAGACAAAUCACAGGUUUAUACUCAACAUGCAUAUAUGAGACCUCUUGGAGUUGUUGCUAUGGUUUUGGGUAUUGAUGAAGAGAAGGGACCCCAACUCUACAAGUGUGAUCCAGCUGGCCAUUUUUACGGUCACAAGGCAACCAGUGCUGGAUCUAAAGAACAAGAGGCAAUUAACUUCUUGGAAAAGAAGAUGAAGAAUGACCCUGCUUUUACUUAUGAGGAAACAGUGCAGACUGCUAUUUCUGCUCUGCAAUCUGUUCUUCAAGAGGAUUUCAAGGCCACUGAGAUAGAGGUGGGAGUGGUGAAAGCUGAUAAUCCAGUUUUCAGAGCGUUGUCAACUGCAGAAAUAGAUGAACAUUUGACAGCUAUUAGUGAGCGUGACUAGUGAGCAUGGACUAACAAUAGCUGCUGCAGAACCUUUCUGUUAUCAUUUGAAACAACAAGCGUGCUUUAGUUGAUCAUCAAGUUUGAGAGAGAUGGGAGAGGGUUUUAGCUUCAAAUUAUGUUGUCUCCUAUUACUGCAUAAGACUUUAAAUUGAAUUCUUGUUAUUUCUGGGAUUGAGUUUCUCCAAGAUGAAUCAAAAUGUUACGGGAUAGUUGUUUGAAGAAACUAUGUCAGCAGCGACUAUUUACAUUAAAAUUGUCCAAAAAUGUUGCAUGUCUGCGAAUUACUAUUUAAAUUAUCAUCAGGUAACUCUACAAGGGCAUGCACCCAAAUCUUAUUUGACA